AUGGACGAAGGUUUUAUCAACGACGAGGUCGACUAUAGCGUCGAAGACGACAGCUAUACCGACGACCAACUCCCUACCAACUACGAGAGAGUUUCUGCUCAGGUACAGCAGGAAACCCCUUCUAGCUGGGGCGACGACAUUCCAGAUACCGUCAAGGCUAUGCCUGCUCCUACUAUCGUCACGGGUACACCUAGAGUCAGCGGGGCUGCUCAGAAGGAAACCCGGGCGGAACAAAGUACUACGAAGCCCAACGAGGCGGCGCGUGUUGCACGAACUCGGACCACUGAGGAAAUCCUCAAGUGUGGACGUUGUGGUACCAACGCGCAUGGACAGGGCCGAGGAUGCCCUUGGUUGGAAGAAGUAUUGAGGAGCGGCGCCCUCACUCGGGUCGGAACGGACGACAACUACGACCUGAUCCGAUUGGACCUUGCCGAACCUUUAUCUUUGAACCGGUACAUCUCCAAUCAUAAGGGGGCACCGAUCAAGAGUACUAAGGAAGCAUUCGAGUUGAGCUGCCGGAGCUACUCGAUGAACUCGGUUAAGGCCAUUCCGAAGUGGUACCGAUUCGAAGGGCAGAUUCCAUCCUUGCUGGGAAGGAUGAGGACUACGAUUGACUCAAGGGCCGGGGUUCCCUUGAGGGUGAACGAGAAUACGAGGAUCGAGAGGGCUGCGCCGUUCUACGGAGGCGUCGGGCCUAGCUCGGUUCCCCGUCUGAUGACUGGCAGAACUCCCGCUCGACCGCUCGCGGAGAGGAUCACGCCUGCUGGUAGUGGACGCUGGAGAGACGAUCGUCUUGAUAGGCACGAACACCGACCUGUAACCGUUACUCAGGAGGUUAUGCGAGGACCUACGCCGGUGUUCAUUACCUCCAAGACCGAUGACAACUUCAUCCUUACCGAUUCAACUGGGAAGGAUUACUUGUUGAACCGUGGGACCGCUUUAGCGACUGAGGACAUCGCAGGGAAGAAGAGAACGACUUGUGGUGACAGGAAUCUAUCGGCCCCGACGGUCGCCUACUUCCUACAUCCGCGGUUCGCUCUCGACUACCUCGACCUCGCCGCUGUUGGUCACGGUGGAUUACUAGACGGCAGCUGA
Messenger RNA from Filobasidium floriforme, 1095 nucleotides. RefSeq lists its product as uncharacterized. The transcript has 2 exons. Bases 1 to 1095 code for a protein of 364 amino acids. The record is from RefSeq and is a predicted model, not a curated record. NCBI's taxonomy places the organism in Eukaryota, Fungi, Basidiomycota, Tremellomycetes, Filobasidiales, Filobasidiaceae.